AUGGACUACUCCUACCUCAACUCCUACGAGUCCUGCGUGGCCGCCAUGGAGGCCAGCUACGAGUUCAGUCCCUGCAGCCAGGCGGGCUCCUUCCAGUACAGCCCCAUGCGGGGGGGGCUUCGGGCCGCGCCCGCCUGCGCCCCCCUCGCCUCGGCCAGCUGCGCCCUGGGUGCCCUCCGCGACCACCAGCCCUCGCCCUACUCGGCAGUUCCCUACAAAUUCUUCUCGGACCCAUCGGGGAUCAACGAGAAGCGGAAGCAGCGGCGGAUCCGGACAACAUUCACCAGCUCCCAGCUGAAGGAACUGGAGAGGGUCUUUGCCGAGACUCACUACCCCGACAUCUACACCCGCGAGGAGCUGGCCCUCAAGAUCGAUCUCACCGAGGCCCGGGUGCAGGUGUGGUUCCAGAACCGUCGAGCCAAAUUCCGCAAGCAGGAGCGUGCGGCCAAUGCCAAGGGUGCCGGCGGCACCGGCAGCACCGGGAAGAAGUCGGAGCCGCGCUCCUCCUCGGAAGACGACGAAUCCAAGGAAUCCAACUGCAGCCCGACUCCGGACAGCACGGCGUCCCUGCCUGCUGCUGCCAUGGGCAGCCCCGGCGGCAGCCUGAGCCCCAGCCCUGGCGCGGGGGCACCCCUGGGACCCGGCCAUGCCCCGCAGCCCCUCAAGGCACCCCUCUGGGCAGGGGUGGGCGGCGGCAGCGGAGCCCCCAACACGGCCGAGCUGCUGAAGGCCUGGCAGCCCACCGAGGCCGUGCCGGGACCCUUCUCCGGCGUCCUCUCCUCCUUCCAUCGGAAACCGAACGGCAUCAAGACAAACCUCUUCUGAUCGCCGAAUCUCCGGAUCCGGCCGUCCCCCGAACCCCUCUCGGCCCCCACCCCGGCGCUCUCCACCCACCGCCCCCACCACGGAUCCAGCCACGGGGAGAGGGAGCGGGGACCCCGCCACCUCCCGGACCCUGCGCUGAUGGGACGGAUCCUGAGUGGGGGCAGCUCCCACCGACACCCGUGGGUACGGUGGGACGGUGCGGGUUCAAGGCGGGGGACACCACCCCCGCGCUCAGCCAGCCUGCCCCUGGCAGAGUCCUCGGGUUUGGGGGCUCCCGGUGCACUCCAGGGCUGGGGGCAGACGUGGGGCUCCCCGCAGCACUGUGGGUGGUCCACCUUCGCCCCGGGAGAUGCCCCCGUCAAUGGUCCGUGCCACUGGGCUGGGGGCGAGGAAGCACUUUAUGGGGGGGGCUCCGGGGCGCACUGGGUGGGCGGUGCCGCAGAGUCUGGUACGGAGACGCGCCCUGGUGUGGGAGGGGUUGGUUUCCCCCAGAUCCUGCCUGCUGACGUGGAUUCCCCCCCAGGCAGUACCCCGGCAGGAAGAAGACACACAUCCCCCACCCCCGAAGACUCGGGGGAGUAAAUGCAGGGCUGGGAGGUUCGGCACUCACCGGCACCGCUGCAGGUGUUGCCAAUGGGACAGGGCACCCCAGGAACUGCUGGAGAGGUGCCCCCACCCCAGGGGGCUGUUGUGGGAUGGACCCCCCAGAACAGCCAGUGGGAUGCCUCGGAGCAGCCGUGACCCCUUGCCAGCAGCAGGUUGGGUGCCCCCACUGGAGCUGGCACGGGCGCAGCUGGGACCCCCCCACACCAGCCCGUGACCUCCCAAAAGGGUUCCCAAAGCAGGGGGCGGCGCUGGUGGUGCUGGUGCCCAGUGCUGCCGUGCUGCUGGGCUGCAUGGUGAGGAGGCUGCCAGCACAUCCACGUGUCCCUGCUCCCCCUGUAUCCCUCCCAGUCCCUCCGAGGUGGGUUCCCCACUUUUCUUUAGAUUUUUUUUUUUUGGUUUUUUAACCAUUCUGUAAUUUAUUACCCAUGUUUGCAAAUGCCACUAAUCCAAAUUAAACUUAAUUUAUUGA
Molecule: messenger RNA, 1900 nt
Organism: Hirundo rustica (Barn swallow)
Lineage: Eukaryota; Metazoa; Chordata; Aves; Passeriformes; Hirundinidae
Gene: PHOX2A
Product: paired like homeobox 2A
Biological process (GO): regulation of transcription by RNA polymerase II
Molecular function (GO): RNA polymerase II transcription regulatory region sequence-specific DNA binding; DNA-binding transcription factor activity, RNA polymerase II-specific
Source: RefSeq, a predicted model, not a curated record